Messenger RNA from Oryctolagus cuniculus (rabbit), 1097 nucleotides. It is a transcript of the gene STMP1, whose product is annotated as short transmembrane mitochondrial protein 1. Gene Ontology annotation, cellular component: respiratory chain complex. Lineage: Eukaryota; Metazoa; Chordata; Mammalia; Lagomorpha; Leporidae. The record is from RefSeq and is a predicted model, not a curated record.
GGGCGUUGAGGCGGUAGGCGGGGCGGGGGCGGGGCGUGACCCGGAAGUCGCCGGCGGGUCCCGCCCGUCGCGCCCGAGGAGGCAGGCUGCGACCGGCCCGCGGAGCUGCAGCCGCCUUCUGCGCCGUCCCCGCUCCUCCGGCCGACAUCAUGCUCCAGUUCCUGCUUGGAUUCACUUUCGGCAACGUGGUUGGGAUGUAUCUGGCUCAGAACUAUGACAUACCAAACUUGGCUAAAAAGCUUGAAGAAAUUAAAAAGGACUUGGAUGCCAAGAAGAAACCCCCCAGUUCGUGAGACUGACGCCGGCACUGCCUUCUGGAUACACUGCUUCUGUCUCUGCCGUCGGAUCCCAAAGCAUCUGGGCUCCUCUCCAGCCUCAGCAGUCGUCUUUGCCCAGUCCCCAGGUGGCCUCGGGAGAAUGGGGCCGCCUGACGUCGCCAGCGUCCUCGCCUUCUCCCGUGUCCUCCUGCCAGCUGCUUGGGAAUCCUGAGGCUGGGAUUGUGGUGCUAGAUUAGUAAACAUGACCUUUAAUUAGUGGUCCGUCCCUUAUUCUUUGGGAUUUCUACUACCUUUUGUCAAGAGAAAAAUUGAUAAGUUUUGUAUAGCUGAUAAAAUAGAUAUAAUACGCGUUUUAUGGUUUAGCAGUUAUAAUGGGUGCUUUUUAAACAUUCAUUACUAAAUUCUGUUUUGAAGUACUUAAUAUUUAGAAGACAGUUUUUUAUGAAUUAUCCAUUUGCUUUAUACUGUCAAGAAGCUCCAUAGUUGAUAAUUUAGCCAGUAAAUUAAUUUACUAUUCAUUAACUAGGAAACUAUAUUCUAAGAAUCCUGUCUGGAAUAUGCAAAAUAAUGGCCUUUGUCUGAGUUCAGUCCAUUUCAUAUGCAGGUUUUCCUUAAUGAUGUAUUUGAUCUGACUUGUCUCUCAAAAGAAUCAUACCUGGGGUUAUAGGAGCAUUGACAUUACAUGAUGGAUAAGUGAGAAGUUGACUAUAAAGGAAAUUUUAUGCCUUUUCAUAUUAAAAAAGUAUGUCACAACUUUAUAGUAAUUAUUAUAACAAAAAUGGGUCCAAAUGUACAAUAAAAUCAGCCUCCCAAGAAGAA